This is a messenger RNA of Lontra canadensis (Northern American river otter), 1990 nucleotides long. RefSeq names its product tribbles pseudokinase 1 (gene TRIB1). The transcript has 3 exons. NCBI's taxonomy places the organism in Eukaryota, Metazoa, Chordata, Mammalia, Carnivora, Mustelidae. The record is from RefSeq and is a predicted model, not a curated record. Gene Ontology annotation, cellular component: nucleus. Gene Ontology annotation, biological process: regulation of MAP kinase activity; protein phosphorylation; positive regulation of proteasomal ubiquitin-dependent protein catabolic process. Gene Ontology annotation, molecular function: ATP binding; protein kinase activity; mitogen-activated protein kinase kinase binding. Bases 747 to 1865 code for a protein of 372 amino acids.
CUCCGCUUCGGUGACUGCUUGCCGGGCGGCAGGGCCAGAGUCGUCGCAGCCACCUCAUUGCUCAACCAGGCUUCCCAACUGUUUACACAGCCCGGCCUGUGAGUGUGUGUGUGUGUGUAUACAGCGUGAGUCACCGAGAGGCGGAGGAGGUGGAGGAAAAGGAGAAGGAGGAGUGCACUGGCCGGGAUCGGUGCGGCGCACACACUCACUCACACUCAGUCACUCUCUCCGAGCGCGUCUCGCUCGCUCACACACACGCCGGGAGCCCAGGAGCGCGCAGGAUCCCGAGCGCCGCGGAAAAGUUGCUCCGGCUUUCUCUCCGGGACUUCGGGCUUUCGGAAGUGCAUUCGCUCGGCGGCUCCGGCGAGCCUGCGGAAUCCUGCGCUCGCGGCUCGGGACGUCGGGAACACCAGCCGCCGCCGCCUCUGCCUCCGGGACUGUCGGCGGCCUCGACAACAAUAGCGGCGGCCGCCUCCGGCCAGGCGCCCCGAGCCGGUGCCCGCGGAGAUCCCGGACCCCAGUCGGACUCUGCUCCCUCCGGACGCGCGGCCAGCGUGCUUCCCGCGUGCAACGCGAGCGCCCGGGAGCUGCUCCUGCCUCGCCCCCCGUGGGGGCUGAGCCGAACUCCGUCUGCAAAGUCCAUCCCGCCCGCUGGAGUAGGUCUCGGCGCCGGCGCCGAGCCCGCAGCGCCUUCCCGCGCGGAUCCCGGGACCUACAAAGCCGGGGCUGCCCCGGCCCGGGACGGGAUGCGGGUCGGUCCUGUGCGCUCUGCCAUGAGCGGCGCCUCGCAGCCCCGCGGCCCGGCCUUGCUGCUCCCGGCCGCCCGGGGCACCCCGGCCAAACGCCUGCUGGACGCGGACGAUGCGGCUGCCGUGGCGGCCAAGUGCCCGCGCCUCUCCGAGUGCUCGAGUCCCCCGGACUACCUCAGCCCCCCCGGCUCGCCCUGCAGUCCGCAGCCGCCGCCCGCCGCGCCGGGGACUGGCGGCACCUCCGGGAGCGCGGCGGGACCCAGCCGCAUCGCAGACUACCUGCUGCUGCCCCUGGCGGAGCGCGAGCAUGUGUCCCGGGCGCUGUGCAUCCACACCGGCCGGGAGCUGCGCUGCAAGGUGUUUCCCAUUAAACACUACCAGGACAAAAUCAGGCCUUACAUCCAGCUGCCGUCACACAGGAACAUCACCGGCAUUGUGGAAGUGAUCCUUGGCGAAACCAAGGCCUAUGUGUUCUUUGAGAAGGACUUUGGGGACAUGCACUCCUAUGUGCGCAGCCGGAAGAGGCUGCGGGAAGAGGAGGCUGCCCGGCUCUUCAAGCAGAUCGUUUCCGCUGUUGCCCACUGCCACCAGUCGGCCAUCGUGCUUGGGGACCUGAAACUUAGGAAAUUCGUCUUCUCCACGGAGGAGAGAAGCCAGCUCAGACUGGAAAGUCUAGAAGACACACACAUCAUCAAGGGGGAGGACGAUGCUCUGUCAGACAAACAUGGCUGCCCGGCCUAUGUGAGCCCUGAGAUUCUGAACACCACGGGGACCUACUCCGGAAAGGCGGCUGACGUUUGGAGCCUUGGGGUGAUGCUCUACACCCUCUUGGUGGGCCGCUACCCCUUCCAUGACUCAGAUCCCAGUGCCCUCUUCUCCAAAAUCCGCCGUGGACAGUUCUGCAUUCCUGACCACAUCUCCCCCAAAGCUCGGUGCCUCAUCCGCAGCCUCCUGCGGCGGGAGCCCUCUGAGAGACUCACUGCUCCCGAGAUCUUACUCCAUCCCUGGUUCGAGUCUGUCUUGCAACCUGGCUACGUCGACCCAGAAAUAGGAACUUCAGACCAGAUUGUUCCAGAGUACCAAGAGGACAGUGACAUUAGUUCCUUCUUCUGCUAAUCCCCAAACCUCAGAAACCUCAUAAUUCUCACACUUGGCAUUUCCAUUUCUAAAGAUGGACAGGCCUUGCGGCUGCCAGCCAGAUACGUGACGGCGUGAAGAUUGUAGCUGCUGACCUCAACGGG